GAGGAGAGUUUCCAUGGGAUAUCAAAAAUGUCGUUUAAGAUCAGCUUAGCGAGACCUGCUCUGGCGUUUGAUUCAGAUGCUAUUCUUGCAUUAUACUCAGGAAACACAAAGUUCCUGCAAGGCGUGCAAAUUUACUUGUUAUCAAGGGAUCAUUCUAAUUUGAAGUCAGAUUUUCAACAUGGAAAUGGCAAGAUAAUGGUUAAUUGCAUUGAAAAUCAGCCUGCUGCAGAACUGGUGUUGGGAAAACAUGUGUUCUUGUCUGUUGGCGAAUACUAUUUAAGGACAAAAACCGGGUAAUCUGAUUUCAGUAACUGGUCUAUUUAUACUGUAUACUUUAUUUUUGUGCCUUAAAAUUUUUGAAGUCUAUUUACUGACAACAGAAAAACAAAAUGAUAGGCUACAUUAGCCUGGCAAAGUGUCCACACCGGCUGAUCUCUUUGUUAUACUUAUUUUUAGUUGUAUAGUUGAAUAGACACUAAAACAGUAGAGGUUAAAUUACAGAAUGCCAGUGGCAGUUACGAUUUUCUUUGUUAUCGGUUGCAUUAUUGAAGAAAUAUAGUUUUCAAACUUUUUAUUAUCGAAGAAA
Molecule: messenger RNA, 586 nt
Organism: Pistacia vera
Lineage: Eukaryota; Viridiplantae; Streptophyta; Magnoliopsida; Sapindales; Anacardiaceae
Product: isoleucine--tRNA ligase, cytoplasmic-like
Exons: 3
Coding region: 28-297 (89 amino acids)
Source: RefSeq, a predicted model, not a curated record